GAUCCGUUUUCCAGUGACACACUCUAUGUGUGUUUGUUUCCUACCGGACGCAUGUCGUAGCUACCACCAGACAACGGGAAGAGAUCUUUGAUUAACGUUAAUCUAACUUCAGGUGGAUUUUUCCUUCCCUCAGGAUGUCUCGGGGCUCUAUUGAGAUCCCUUUACGGGACACGGAUGAGGUUAUUGAGCUUGACUUUGACCAGCUGCCCGAAGGAGACGAGGUCAUCAGUAUCCUGAAGCAGGAACACACACAGCUACACAUAUGGAUAGCUUUGGCGUUGGAGUACUACAAGCAAGGCAAAACAGAAGACUUCGUCAAGCUUCUGGAGGCAGCUCGUAUCGAUGGAAACCUCGACUACAGAGACCAUGAGAAGGACCAGAUGACGUGUCUGGACACAUUGGCAGCUUACUAUGUCCAGCAAGCACGCAAAGAAAAAAACAAAGAUGCCAAGAAAGAGCUCAUCACGCAGGCCACGCUGCUCUACACCAUGGCAGACAAGAUCAUCAUGUAUGAUCAGAACCAUCUGUUGGGGAGAGCCUGCUUCUGUCUGCUGGAAGGAGACAAAAUGGACCAGGCUGACGCUCAGUUCCACUUUGUCCUGAACCAGUCCACCAACAACAUCCCUGCUUUACUUGGCAAAGCUUGUAUCUCCUUCAAUAAGAAGGAUUACAGAGGAGCUCUGGCAUAUUACAAAAAGGCUCUCCGGACAAACCCAGGCUGCCCAGCCGAGGUGAGGUUGGGUAUGGGUCACUGUUUCGUCAAACUCAACAAACUGGAGAAGGCUCGUCUGGCUUUCGGUCGAGCCCUGGAGCUGAACUCAAAGUGUGUUGGAGCUCUCGUUGGUUUGGCUGUUUUAGAGCUCAACAACAAGGAGGCGGACUCCAUCAAGAACGGAGUGCAGCUGUUGUCGCGGGCGUACACCAUCGACCCCAGCAACCCCAUGGUGCUCAACCACCUCGCCAACCACUUCUUCUUCAAAAAGGACUACAGUAAAGUGCAGCAUCUGGCUCUCCACGCUUUCCACAACACAGAGGUUGAGGCCAUGCAGGCUGAGAGCUGCUACCAACUAGCCCGCUCAUUUCAUGUGCAGGAGGACUAUGACCAAGCAUUUCAGUAUUACUACCAGGCCACUCAGUUUGCCUCGUCCACCUUUGUGUUGCCCUUCUUUGGCCUGGGACAGAUGUAUGUGUAUCGAAGAGACAAGGAGAACGCGGCACAAUGCUUUGAAAAAGUUUUAAAGGCUUACCCGAACAACUACGAGACUAUGAAAAUUCUCGGGUCUCUGUAUGCGACGUCUGACGAUCAAGAGAAGAGAGACAUCGCCAAAGGUCACUUGAAGAAGGUGACAGAGCAGUAUCCAGAUGACGUGGAGGCCUGGAUCGAGUUGGCUCAAAUCCUAGAGCAGACUGACAUUCAAGGUGCGCUUUCUGCUUACGGCACAGCCACCCGCAUCCUGCAGGAGAAGGUGCAGGCGGACGUCCCCCCUGAGAUCCUCAACAACCUCGGAGCUCUUCACUUCAGACUGGGCAACCUCGGAGAAGCGAAGAAAUACUUUCUUGCAUCUCUGGACCGAGCCAAGGCUGAAGGAGAACACGACGAGCAUUACUACAACGCCAUCUCUGUCACCACCUCCUACAAUCUGGCCCGCCUGUACGAAGCCAUGAAUGAAUUUCACGAAGCUGAGAAGCUGUACAAGAACAUCCUGAGAGAGCAUCCUAACUAUGUGGACUGUUAUUUGCGCCUUGGAGCGAUGGCUCGUGACAAAGGAAACUUCUAUGAAGCUUCUGAUUGGUUCAAAGAAGCCCUGCAGAUCAAUCAGGAUCACCCGGAUGCCUGGUCCCUGAUUGGAAACCUUCACUUGGCCAAGCAAGAGUGGGGUCCAGGGCAGAAAAAGUUUGAGCGUAUUCUGAAGCAGCCGUCCACACAGAACGACACAUACUCCAUGCUGGCUCUGGGGAACGUGUGGCUGCAGACUCUGCACCAGCCAACCAGAGACCGGGAAAAGGAAAAAAGACACCAGGAUCGAGCCCUGGCGAUCUACAAACAAGUCCUGCGAAAUGACGCCAAGAACCUCUACGCUGCCAAUGGCAUCGGUGCCGUCCUGGCCCAUAAGGGCUACUACAGAGAGGCUCGAGACGUGUUUGCUCAGGUGAGAGAGGCCACAGCAGACAUCAGUGACGUCUGGUUGAACCUGGCUCACAUCUACGUGGAGCAGAAGCAGUACAUCAGCGCUGUGCAGAUGUAUGAGAACUGCCUGAAGAAGUUUUACAAAUAUCAGAACACGGAGGUGCUGCUGUACCUUGCGAGGGCGCUCUUCAAGUGUGGGAAACUGCAGGACUGCAAGCAGAUGCUGCUGAAGGCCCGUCAUGUGGCCCCCAGCGACACGGUGCUGAUGUUCAACGUGGCUCUGGUGCUUCAGAGACUGGCCACCCUCGUACUGAAAGAUGAGAAGAGCAACCUGAAGGCCGUGCUCAGCGCUGUCAAAGAGCUUGAACUGGCUCACAGGUAUUUCAGCUACCUCAGCAAAGCUGGAGACAAGAUGAGGUUUGAUCUGGCUCUUGCUGCAUCUGAGGCCAGGCAAUGCUCUGACCUGCUGAGUCAGGCUCAGUAUCAUGUGGCAAGAGCCAGAAAGCAGGAUGAGGAGGAGAAGGAGCUCCGUGCCAAACAAGAACAAGAGAGGGACUUCCUGCGUCAGCAGAUGAUGAAAGAACAGGAAGAAAAGCGGUCCAGAGAGGUGGAGGAACAAAAGAAGCUCCUGGAGCAGAGAGCUAUGUACGUGGAGAAAACCAAGAACCUGCUUAGCUUCACAGAGUCCGCAAAGGAGAUGGCCAAAGAGAAGAAGAAGGGAGGCGGAGGAGGGGGACGUCGAAGGAAAGGGGGCGACCAUGAUGAGUUUGUCAACGACGAUUCCGAUGAGGACCUGCCAGUGAGGAAGAAGAAGAAGAAGAGGGGCGGCAGUGGCAGCGAAGAGGAAGAGGGGGGUGAGGAUGGAGAGAAGAAGUCACGCAAGAAGAGGAGGAGACCUGCUAAAGGAGGAGGAGAUGAUGACAGUGAUGAUGAGGAAGGAGGGUCUCGACCCAAGAAGCAGCGUAGACCUAAAGAACGGAAGAGGAUUGAAAAGGCUCAGCCCGAGCGCCUGCCACCGUCUCUCAAAGGAAAGAUCAAAUCGAAGGCCAUCAUCUCUUCUUCGGACUCCUCUUCUGAUGAGGAUGGACUGAAAAUAGCUGAAGACAGACAACAAAGAGACAGCGGUUCAGGAUCUGACAACGAUGGCGCUCACAGGAAGCGCAUCGCCUCGGACAGCGACUCAGAUGCAGGAAGAAGGAAUCCGUCCGGCAGCGAGGCAGGCAGCCCUCGUCGCUCUGCGGGCUCAGAGGAUGACGAAUCCGGCAGUGACCGUCCAGUGAAGAAGAGGAGGCCGCAGCGGCAGUCCGACUCGGAGCAGUCGGACAACGAGAGCAAGAGGAGUCGUUCGGGGUCAGAUGACGGGUCCCGACCUGGUUCUCCGGCAGCGCGGUCAGACCGAGGAUCAGAGCCAGCAUCUGACGCGGGGUCGGACAACGAGGGCUCCCCGCGCCGCCAGAGCGGCUCUGAACCAGAGGCAUCAAACAAUGAUGACAGCGAUUAAAUCUUAACUCCUCCCCCUCAGAGACUUGUCCCAUGUCAUGUUGAGAAAAUCUCCACAUCUACAUCUUUUUAUUGUUUUCUAUUACAAGCAGGGAUUUCUGUCCGUAUGAUCUCUUUGAAUUAGCCUAGAGAAGUGUAGUCUCACGUCUUACCAGAGAUGUCUUUUCACAGAUGCUGUGCUUUGUUUAAAAUGAUUUAAAGACGGAUGAGAUACUUUCAAUUCUGAUAAAAAGGUGAGAACAUCUUUUUUUUCUUUUUUAUCUCAGAAGGUCAGACACGACACUGACCUGGAAAUGGAAAGAUGUGUCAACAUGAUGUCAAAUAAAAAGAGAUAAAGAACGGCA
Molecule: messenger RNA, 3972 nt
Organism: Notolabrus celidotus (New Zealand spotty)
Lineage: Eukaryota; Metazoa; Chordata; Actinopteri; Labriformes; Labridae
Gene: ctr9
Product: CTR9 homolog, Paf1/RNA polymerase II complex component
Exons: 23
Coding region: 135-3629 (1164 amino acids)
Biological process (GO): regulation of DNA-templated transcription; RNA processing
Cellular component (GO): Cdc73/Paf1 complex
Molecular function (GO): RNA polymerase II complex binding
Source: RefSeq, a predicted model, not a curated record